AUGGUGUACCUGGGUUGCCAGGACGACCAGGGAGAACUGGACCACCAGGUUCUCCCGGCCAGCGGGGACCUCAAGGCAUAUCAGGUGAAAUGGGUCCACCUGGACUCACUGGUCCAAAAGGACAGAGAGGAGAGAGAGGAGAGCCAGGAUAUGUCAUCGCUGGCACAGAUGCAAAUUUUGUUCCUGGAAGAAAAGGAGAGCCAGGAUCUUCAGGUCCCCAGGGGCCUCCUGGUGUACCAGGGGUCAAUGGAGCUCCCGGCCUACCUGGCCAACCAGGACCACCAGGGUCAUCAGGACUAUCUGUCAAGGGAGAUCCUGGGUUUACGUGGGAAGCCGGGUGUGAAAGGAGACAAAGGAGAGUCAGGAAUAGAUGGUAUUGCAGGUUUGCCUGGUCCCAUAGGCAUUGAUGGGGUGCCAGGAUUACCUGGUCAGAAAGGAGAGAAGGGUGCAGAAGGAAUCGGCAUACAGGGUAUUCAAGGUCCUCGUGGAGAGCCUGGACAGAAGGGAGAUAUGGGCUUAUCAGGACCAGUUGGCCCAAAGGGUGAUCGUGGAGAGCAAGGUGUCCAAGGAAUCAUCGGACCUCGGGGAAAGAAGGGAUUCAAAGGGGACCAAGGGGACAAGGGAGACCGAGGAGAGAUGGGACCAAUAGGACCACAAGGACCCACAGGACUGACGGGGCCACUGGGGUUAAAAGGAGAUGAAGGUCCAAGAGGAGCGCCUGGAGAUCCUGCAAAGGGUGUUAUAGGACCAACUGGGAAAAAGGGUGCUAGGGGAGACGUUGGUCCAGUCGGCCCUGUAGGCCCCCAGGGAGUAAAGGGUGAACAAGGAGACAAAGGAGCGAAGGGCAGUCCUGGUUUUGGGAUUCCAGGACAGCGGGGGGAAAAGGGAGAAAAUGGUGAGAGGGGAAAUGUUGGUUUGUCUGGAAAACCAGGACCAAAAGGAAAGGAUGGGUCCAAAGGUGACAAAGGGACUAUUGGGUUGUCCGGCAAUCCUGGAGAACCAGGAUUAAGAGGUAAAGAUGGUGCACCUGGAACUAAAGGAGACCUAGGACCUAAGGGUGACGUAGGCACACCUGGAGAGCCUGGUGACAGAGGAAUUCGGGGUCCACUGGGAUUACCAGGGCGACCAGGGGACCCAGGAGAGAAAGGAGAUACUGGGGCACGUGGUCCAUCUGGCACUGAUGGAAAGAAAGGCGAUAAAGGGGAGCAGGGAAAACCUGGACCUCCGGGAGGACAAAUUGUUGCAGACAACAACGUGCUGACCAGAGUGAUUAAGGGUGAACCAGGAGAACCUGGUCAACCUGGUUUAAGAGGAGAAACAGGUCUGCCUGGACCAAGAGGUCCAGAGGGGAAACCUGGAUUACCAGGAUCAUCUCUGGGUGGUUCUGGAUUGGAUGGUUUACCGGGGAGACCAGGAAUGAAGGGUGACCAGGGACAAAAAGGAGAGCCAGGUCUGAGGGGAGAGAAAGGAGACCAAGGACGCGUUGGGAUUGCUGGAAUGCCUGGUUUACCAGGAACUCCAGGGAGACCUGGCAUUGAUGGGAAGCGGGGCCUGCCAGGAAAAGAUGGAGAAAGAGCACCCAAAGGAGAAGACGGCAAAAAGGGGGAGAAGGGAGACGCCGGUGCAAAUGGUAAAGAUGGUAGCAAGGGGGAACCAGGACCUCCUGGUCGGCAGGUGCUUGUCACAUCAGAGGGCGCCAACCUUGACGACAUCCGAGAGGCGUUUCCCAUCCCGAUGGGUCCUCCAGGAGCUGCUGGUUCACCAGGAAUGAAGGGCGAUAAAGGAGAACGAGGCCUGAAAGGAGACAAGGGUGAUGCUGGAGCUUCUGGAAAGUCUGUUGAAAUGAAGGACAUUGAAGUGAUGUUUGAAGCCUAUGGCAUAAGGCUGCCUUUGCUGAAGGCUUUGAUUGACAGGCUGCUGCAGGAUGGAAUAGAGGAGCUGCUUCAGGUGCUCGGCACCUCCAGGAAAUCAAAGGAGAACGCAGACACUCACACCUCCAACGUCAUCACUGAGUACACAGGUUCAGUGAAGUUUGACCUCACCAGCCAGCCGCUAAAAGAGUUGGACACAAUUGAGGACCCUGAUGGACAGCUUUCAGAGUCUUUGACAGUUGAACCUUUAGAUGAAAUAGCAGAGGGUCCAACUUUAUGGACCAUCACCACAUCGAAUGGAGAGCAGGAGCUCGACAGGAUCGACACCAAGUUAAAAGGCUCCAGAGGGAAGGAGAUAGUAGAGGGGGGCAGCGACGGAGUAUCUUCACUCAAAAUUAAUCUGACUGUAGUCAAUUCUACUUUCAAUUAUACGACGACCCAGGAGACAGUUUCAGGGUUACCAGAAACUGCGGAGACUGUUCUGCUCACCCAGGAGGGCUCUCUAAAGAAGACCUCGGGACAAAAGAAGAAGAACAGGGAACGUGGGAAGUUGUGUCGUGCAUUUAAACGUACCACGCUGCCAGAAAAAACCUUGAAUGCGUGCUGCCCCCACAUCAACACCCACGCAGGAAUCCCCUGCUACCGCUGUGUCGGUCUGAUGGAGAGUCCUCCGAAACACUCUCUGCCUGAUCUCCCCUGUCGGCCCUCAUCUGGCUCCCAGCCUGACCCAUAA
Molecule: messenger RNA, 2604 nt
Organism: Plectropomus leopardus (leopard coralgrouper)
Lineage: Eukaryota; Metazoa; Chordata; Actinopteri; Perciformes; Serranidae
Source: RefSeq, a predicted model, not a curated record